AAAGACGGAAGUGCGAUGGCGACGUGGGGGGGGGGCGGCGGUAGGUGGCGGUUCACCCCGGCCUCCGGCACCCGUGACGUCGCGGUUUCUAUGGGCUCACAAUGCGAGACAAUGCAGAUCUUCGUGAAAACCUUAACUGGUAAGACCAUCACCCUAGAGGUCGAGCCCAGUGACACCAUCGAGAAUGUCAAGGCAAAGAUCCAGGACAAAGAAGGCAUCCCCCCUGACCAGCAGAGGCUGAUCUUUGCAGGCAAGCAGCUGGAAGAUGGCCGCACCCUGUCUGACUACAACAUCCAGAAAGAGUCCACCCUGCACCUGGUCCUUCGACUCAGGGGUGGUAUGCAGAUCUUUGUGAAGACCCUGACAGGCAAGACCAUCACCCUGGAGGUCGAGCCCAGUGACACCAUCGAGAAUGUCAAGGCAAAGAUCCAGGACAAAGAGGGCAUCCCCCCUGACCAGCAGAGGCUGAUCUUUGCAGGCAAGCAGCUGGAAGAUGGCCGCACCCUGUCUGACUACAACAUCCAGAAAGAAUCCACCCUGCACCUGGUCCUGCGACUCAGGGGUGGUAUGCAGAUCUUUGUGAAGACCCUGACAGGCAAGACCAUCACUCUGGAGGUCGAGCCCAGUGACACCAUCGAGAAUGUCAAGGCAAAGAUCCAGGACAAAGAAGGCAUCCCCCCUGACCAGCAGAGGCUGAUCUUUGCAGGCAAGCAGCUGGAAGAUGGCCGCACCCUGUCUGACUACAACAUCCAGAAAGAAUCCACCCUGCACCUGGUCCUGCGACUCAGGGGUGGUAUGCAGAUCUUUGUGAAGACCCUGACAGGCAAGACCAUCACUCUGGAGGUCGAGCCCAGUGACACCAUCGAGAAUGUCAAGGCAAAGAUCCAGGACAAAGAGGGCAUCCCCCCUGACCAGCAGAGGCUGAUCUUUGCAGGCAAGCAGCUGGAAGAUGGCCGCACCCUGUCUGACUACAACAUCCAGAAAGAGUCCACCCUGCACCUGGUCCUCCGUCUCAGGGGUGGUAUGCAGAUCUUUGUGAAGACCCUGACAGGCAAGACCAUCACCCUGGAGGUCGAGCCCAGUGACACCAUUGAGAAUGUCAAGGCAAAGAUCCAAGACAAAGAGGGCAUCCCCCCUGACCAGCAGAGGUUGAUCUUUGCAGGCAAGCAGCUGGAAGAUGGCCGCACCCUGUCUGACUACAACAUCCAGAAAGAAUCCACCCUGCACCUGGUCCUCCGUCUCAGGGGUGGUAUGCAGAUCUUUGUGAAGACCCUGACAGGCAAGACCAUCACCCUGGAGGUCGAGCCCAGUGACACCAUCGAGAAUGUCAAGGCAAAGAUCCAGGACAAAGAGGGCAUCCCCCCUGACCAGCAGAGGCUGAUCUUUGCAGGCAAGCAGCUGGAAGAUGGCCGCACCCUGUCUGACUACAACAUCCAGAAAGAAUCCACCCUGCACCUGGUCCUGCGACUCAGGGGUGGUAUGCAGAUCUUUGUGAAGACCCUGACAGGCAAGACCAUCACUCUGGAGGUCGAGCCCAGUGACACCAUCGAGAAUGUCAAGGCAAAGAUCCAGGACAAAGAAGGCAUCCCCCCUGACCAGCAGAGGCUGAUCUUUGCAGGCAAGCAGCUGGAAGAUGGCCGCACCCUGUCUGACUACAACAUCCAGAAAGAAUCCACCCUGCACCUGGUCCUGCGACUCAGGGGUGGUAUGCAGAUCUUUGUGAAGACCCUGACAGGCAAGACCAUCACUCUGGAGGUCGAGCCCAGUGACACCAUCGAGAAUGUCAAGGCAAAGAUCCAGGACAAAGAGGGCAUCCCCCCUGACCAGCAGAGGCUGAUCUUUGCAGGCAAGCAGCUGGAAGAUGGCCGCACCCUGUCUGACUACAACAUCCAGAAAGAGUCCACCCUGCACCUGGUCCUCCGUCUCAGGGGUGGUAUGCAGAUCUUUGUGAAGACCCUGACAGGCAAGACCAUCACCCUGGAGGUCGAGCCCAGUGACACCAUCGAGAAUGUCAAGGCAAAGAUCCAGGACAAAGAGGGCAUCCCCCCUGACCAGCAGAGGCUGAUCUUUGCAGGCAAGCAGCUGGAAGAUGGCCGCACCCUGUCUGACUACAACAUCCAGAAAGAGUCCACCCUGCACCUGGUCCUUCGACUCAGGGGUGGUAUGCAGAUCUUUGUGAAGACCCUGACAGGCAAGACCAUCACCCUGGAGGUGGAGCCCAGUGCCACCAAGAAAGUCAGACAGGAAGAUGGACGCACCUUUCUCACUACAGUGUCUAGAAAGAGCCCUCCUUGUGCUUGUUCUUGGGCUUGAGGGGAGGUGUCUUAGUUUCCCCCUGUCUCUUAAGCUGUUAACAGGUUCCAUUGCACUUUGAAUAAAAUUCUUGCAUUCCCAAA
Messenger RNA from Peromyscus californicus insignis, 2396 nucleotides. RefSeq names its product ubiquitin C (gene Ubc). Bases 16 to 2313 code for a protein of 765 amino acids. Gene Ontology annotation, cellular component: cytoplasm; nucleus. Gene Ontology annotation, biological process: protein ubiquitination; modification-dependent protein catabolic process. The transcript has 2 exons. NCBI's taxonomy places the organism in Eukaryota, Metazoa, Chordata, Mammalia, Rodentia, Cricetidae. Gene Ontology annotation, molecular function: ubiquitin protein ligase binding; protein tag activity. The record is from RefSeq and is a predicted model, not a curated record.